ACUGCGGGGUGUGGGGGUCUGCGACAUGGCAGCCUCUCCCUCGGCUGAAAUAGUUGGGGCGACUCUUUCUGGACGGGUGGAGAAGGAAAGGGGCCGCGGCCCCGAUGGACGGACGCCCGGGUGGUUCGGGGCUCGUCUGCUCUGAAGGUAGAAGGCGUUGGCUCCAGGACGCUUGCAGGUAUGUUUAUAAAAGUGGAUUAGUUUCCAUGUUAAAUGAAAAUGGCCAAUUCUCUAAGAGCAGAAGUACUGAAUCUUUAUAAGAAUCUGCUGUAUCUUGGACGGGACUAUCCAAAAGGAGCAGACUAUUUUAAAAGACGUUUGAAGAAUGUCUUCCUUAAAAACAAAGACGUGAAGGACCCAGAGCAGAUCAAGGAGCUUAUUGAACGAGGCGAAUUUGUAAUGAAAGAGCUGGAAGCCUUAUACUUCCUCAGGAAAUACAGAGCUAUGAAGCAACGCUAUUACUCAGAUACCAACAAAACUAACUGAUCAGUACUACUGUGAUGUGGCUGAAAAUCAGUACCAGCUGUUUGUGUACACCAAAUAUUAUAAAGUAAUUCUAACUUAAAAUACACAUUUUAUAAAAAACACCUGCGCUUUCCUACUGAACUAAAACACACAUGCUCCAAGCUCACUGACACAACCCUUUAUGCUCAGGUUUUAUUAUUAAAAUC
This is a messenger RNA of Castor canadensis (American beaver), 671 nucleotides long. It is a transcript of the gene Etfrf1, whose product is annotated as electron transfer flavoprotein regulatory factor 1. The record is from RefSeq and is a predicted model, not a curated record. Gene Ontology annotation, cellular component: mitochondrion. Lineage: Eukaryota; Metazoa; Chordata; Mammalia; Rodentia; Castoridae. Gene Ontology annotation, biological process: respiratory electron transport chain.